Messenger RNA from Aspergillus uvarum CBS 121591, 891 nucleotides. RefSeq lists its product as uncharacterized. The transcript has a single exon. NCBI's taxonomy places the organism in Eukaryota, Fungi, Ascomycota, Eurotiomycetes, Eurotiales, Aspergillaceae. The record is from RefSeq and is a predicted model, not a curated record. The coding region runs from base 188 to 688 and encodes 166 amino acids.
ACUACCUAGUACCUUUGAACUAUCUUGACCUUCAUCAUCAUCGUCAUCUUCAGCGCAACGGGGGGGGGACAAUGGAAUCCCUUCCUUGAACGAAGAAUUCCAGAACGUCUGCGUAUAAGAAAAUGAAGGAAGGGGGAAGGAAGGGCAAAGGUUCCUGGAUCAGUCAAAAACAUGGAAAGGGAAGCAAAUGAAGCAUGUUUCUCCACCCGCAUACUGUUUCCGUCUCCGUUCCAUAACUUUUGGUAUACCAGAACUCAGCUGCCAGUAUCUGAUCCUCUCAUCUCAUAAUAAAAGUGUGACAUUCAGUUCCAGUCACUCCCGCCCCAAACCCUCUAUCCGUGCACGUCCCCCUUUUCACCUUAUCCUCGUCACUCCCAACCUUUGCAAUCACCGAAAUCAUCAACGCAAAGGAUGUUGCGAUCACGAAGCAAGCAAAACCAAGGAUUUUAGUCAUUGUUUAUCGUCUCAUCUUACCGUUGCCCGGCGCGGUCGCAUCCAUUACCGGGGAAGGUUAAAGUCUGUUUUAAGAAUAGAUGGACGGACGGCGAGGGGGGGACAAAGGCAUGUAACCAACGUCAGCCAAGACCCCCAUCUGCUCCCAUCUCCCUUUGUUUCGUUCUUCCCAGCCAUUUGUUUCUUGCAUGGUCGCUUUUCUCCCCCGGGGGGAAGAAGGACGUGGCCGGAGUAGUAUUCCUGGGGGAAAGAGGUGCGUGACCCGGCUGCGUUGAGGGAGUCUCAUCUACCGGACCAGUUGAUUAGACCCUCUUUUUGCCUCGAUGUCCUAGGAAAGUCUGGAGAAAGAGGAGAGAGAGAGAGUCUGGAGCAUUGGAUGGGUAAGGCGGAUCAGCGCCGGUCAGCUGAGAUAGCAUAGCUCGGAGCCAGCUACCUACC